Messenger RNA from Penicillium angulare, 2688 nucleotides. RefSeq lists its product as uncharacterized. The record is from RefSeq and is a predicted model, not a curated record. The transcript has a single exon. The coding region runs from base 1 to 2688 and encodes 895 amino acids. NCBI's taxonomy places the organism in Eukaryota, Fungi, Ascomycota, Eurotiomycetes, Eurotiales, Aspergillaceae.
AUGUUUUCCUCAUUUAACUCUCGAGAUCGGCUCCGACGCUCUAUGUCUACCCGCUCCAUGCGAAGAACCCGCACAACAACAGAGUCCGACUCCGUUGAUCCAGAACUUGCCAAAGUCCAUGCCGCCGCAGCAGCUUCACGAGCCAUGCGCUCGGGCGAAAGACCUUCUACAGAUUCAAAAACGUCGUAUGAUCGAUUAGGCGGACCGGCUCAUGUCGCAAUCCCAAGAAGACGCCCCAAUUCGAGCUUCGAACAUACAGAUCACAAUAACUCCCGGCGAGCUACACCUACUAUACCUCCGAGAACACCUCGACAGUCUUCAGAAUCAAACGGCUCAGUUCAGACUCACUGUCGCGAGAAUCCAGCUGUAUUGCCAACAAUUACAGAAUUCAAUGGCCUGGAUGGACGUGACAGUUCAGUUCCUUCAUCGUAUCGCCGCCUACGCAAAGCCAAGUCCAUGUUCUCCACCCGACAACGCUUGUCACAGUUAACAAACGGUACACCACCCAUGCCUCAUGGCCAAUCGCCAGGCCCCGAUGUCAGUCCUGGGUUUGCACUGCCUCGAACUUUAAGAAACUCAACGUCUUUUACUCGCGGCAAUCGUCAGGGGACGCGAUUAAUUCGACAUGCCAAGAGCCAGGACGUAGCUAUUCAACUCGCGCGUCGUCAAUAUUUGGACGAAAACAGUGACUGUGAUGCGCAGCCCAGGCGCACGUCAUUUCUUGUUUCCCGCCGCCAGAAGGAGCAUAAGCCAUUUCGAAAGACGUUCCGGACCACGAGUGACGGUGGAGCUGGCGCAAGUCCUUCGUCUGGUCCAUCGAAAUCAAAGCUCUCUCACAGCCAGUCCCGUACGUUUUCCGCUUCUCUCAAGCAAGGCUUUCGACGUGUCUUCGGCUUAUCAAAACCCACUGAACAUGUCUCUGAGCCCCAGCCUAUACCUGCACCUGAAGAUUCGGAAAAUCCUGAAACUAGACAGAGCUUUGAUAUGAACACCACAGACUUGAAAGAAAGUACACAUCAUAGCACUGCAUCAAGCCCAUUGCGUGUUCCAGUCAUUUCUCCAAGCCGCACUAGCAUUUGCACUUCAGAUACCUGCGCCACAGGUUGGCCUCACUCCACGGCAGCAAACACUACAGCAACACGACAGACUGGACAUCGUAAGUCUCUCUCGUUGAUUGAAGAGCAUGGUGAUUUGAACAGAGAGUUGCCUCAAGACCUCUCCCAUGAAAGUCGUCAGUCACCAUCACGGAAAAGGUCGAGCGCUCGCAAUUUCAAUGCCUGGUUGAACACACAAGAUCUGUAUACGGCACUGAUGCAACAAAUUAGUCGCAAUUCUGGUCAGAGUGCAGAAGGAGAAGUCACAAUGGGCAGUGUACCAGAGCACCGAGUCAUUACCGAACACCCUUCGUCCAUUCAGUCACACCGCAGCAAGCGAACUGUUCGGCGAGUCCCUAGUGGCGAGUCUUCGGUAUCUCCGCACUCUUUCGCAACCGCGCGAGGUGAACCGAUGUCACCCCAAAAGCUUCAAAGGCCAAUGGGCUAUGUGCGACCGCUCAAGGUAUUUCGAUAUAUGCCUGGUAAAGGAAACACCAGACCUCCGAGUGCAUUUUCCGACCGGAACUCAAAAUACCCAAUGUAUAUCGUUGGUACAGACUCGGACUCAGACUCGGAUGGAACUGGAAGUGUUAUCAUAGCACGCCCUGGAUCGACGGGAGAACUACCAUCGCCGAGUGUUUACUCGCGAACAGUUAGCGGUGAUACGCCAACAAAAGAAACAGACAAGGGUCUAUCUGGACGAGAUAUCGAAGACGGAGGAACUGCAACUAUAUUUGCCUCCGAGCGGACAGCUUGGAGCUCUCCAGGUCGUCGCUACGAAUCUCAAGCUUCGAGAGCUCCUAGUGCCGAUUGGCAGCAAUGGAUGAGUUCACAGAUUGAAAGGAUCGAAAGGGCGAGCCCUACGAGGGAACACAUUCGAGAGGAUGCUCAGUUUCAGGAUGAAGACGAGAUUUUCACCAACUUGCUUCGGCAAGCACAAGUUCCAGGACUGGUGUUGACUGAGCCUCCGGCGAAUUCAGACGGAGAAUGUUUUCACUCAAACUCAACAUCUGAUUUCCAGCUGUUGCCGCAAAACAACUUCUCUCGCCCAUUCAGUCGAUCAUCCAGUGUACGAACUAUUUUGUCUUCUCAGAAGGUCGAUGUUGAAGAGCCAAUCAAGGUUUUCCCUAAGGAUCCUGAGAAAGAUGCAAUCGACAGCUAUUCUCAGCCCAUUCCAUCUUGGUCGAGUCGGAUUCCCGCGUCACCAUUGUCGCCGAUGCGCCUCCGUAACAGCAACAUGCUCCAAAUUCCUGAGUCACCUACCCCUCCGCAGAGAAAUGGAGCUGGACUAUUGAAGCGAACAUGGACGCAGGAGCAGUACCGACGCUAUUCUGCUCGACGGCCACUGAAUGCGAAUCCUGGCUCACUCCGGUCGAUAAGAUCCCAGCGAGCAUAUCAAGGCUUGAACAACGAGAAUAUAAGGCAGGAACGGGAACAUGACGACUUGAUGGGUGAAUACCAUAAACUGCAAGACAUUAAUUCCACCGUGUCCAGCAAACGAAUGGUGGAUAUGUUUUUGGAUAGUCGUCGCCGUCAGAUGGGAAUGGACGAGGCAGACGACGAGAGCAACAAUGCCAAUGAAGCGUUUAUUUGA